This is a messenger RNA of Paramecium sonneborni, 1087 nucleotides long. Lineage: Eukaryota; Ciliophora; Oligohymenophorea; Peniculida; Parameciidae. The record is from the annotation of a GenBank genome assembly.
AUGAAUUUUUGUCUUAAAGCUUCAAAUUUUCAUCUAGAAUAACCUAUUCAUUUUCAAACAAAUGAUUAAUCAGCUAAAGCAUUAGAAAUGUUUAAUUAUGUGGCUUAAAGUUUUUAGGGGAAUACAGAUUUCUAAAUUUAAUAUUAAACUUCUGAUGUUUAAUAGGGAUUUAUUGAUCCUAAUGAUGAUUUAAGUCGAUUUCAUGAUGCAAAUGCAUAAUUCUAUAUAAUUUUAAAUUAAUAAGGUUAACUUAGUCCUUAAGAUGAACAUAUGUAUUAAGCUGUGUAUAUCUCAACUUAUAAAAUGGAAGGAAAUUAACAUAUACUAAUUGUUCAGGAAUAUGCAGAUCCAAAUUUAUAAUUAGGAUUGGUAAUUAUCAAAAAUUAUAAAAGUAUUUAUUCUAAUUGACAUAAAAAUAUAAUCUAAAAGCUAAUUCUGUUCAAUUAUAUGAUCAUCAAUCAAAUUUAUUGACUGAGAAUCAAUAUUUAUGUAUAGGAAACUUCAUGAAUUAUCCCAUGUUAAAUAUGGUUGUUUUGUAUAAUUAAAGUGUUCCAUAGUAAGGCGUGGUUAUCUCUAUUUAUUAAGCUUAAGAUAAUUAACAUAUAGGAAUUGCUUAGUAAUUUGUAGAUCCCAAUUUAUAAUUAGGAUAGGUAAUUAUAAGAAUAUAUAAAAGUAUUUAGUCUAAUUGACACAAAAAUUUAAUCAAACAUUGAAUUCUUUUGAAUUAUAUGAUGAUUAAUCAAAACCAUUAACUAAUAAUCCAAAUGAAUAUAUAGGAUAAUUUAUGAAUAAUUCUUAUUUAAAUAUGGUUAUUUUUUAUCAAGAGUAAAUUUAAACAUAUGAUAAUGAUAAUCUAAUAAACGAUUAGAAUANCUUUUAUUUGAACAAAAAAUAAACCCGCAACAGAAUUAAUUUAAUUAAAAUAUUAAUUUUUGAGGAGAAUCUAUUAUUCUAUAAUUUAUGCCUAGAUCUUAUAUUUAUAUCUUAUUUUUAAGUUUUUUUUAUAUUUUCCUUCCUUAUUGACUUUGAACUCAUUUUAAAAAUCUCUUUCUUCUAAAUCUCACAAAUAAUUAUAAACAUGGCAUGA